Choloepus didactylus (southern two-toed sloth) is the source of this 674-nucleotide messenger RNA. Its product is annotated as tetratricopeptide repeat protein 37-like. Bases 33 to 458 code for a protein of 141 amino acids. The record is from RefSeq and is a predicted model, not a curated record. Gene Ontology annotation, molecular function: protein binding. Gene Ontology annotation, cellular component: Ski complex. Lineage: Eukaryota; Metazoa; Chordata; Mammalia; Pilosa; Megalonychidae. The transcript is spliced from 7 exons.
GGCGUUGGUAGGAGAAAAGCAUCUGUACCAGGAUGUCAAGUAAGGAAGUGAAGACUGCUCUAAAAAGUGCUAGAGAUGCAAUCAGAAACAAAGAAUACAAAGAAGCUUUGAAACAUUGUAAGACGGUGUUAAAACAAGAGAAAAAUAACUAUAAUGCCUGGGUUUUUAUUGGUGUUGCUGCAGCCGAGCUAGAGCAACCUGAUCAGGCCCAGGGUGCCUAUAAGAAAGCUGCUGAACUAGAGCCAGACCAAUUACUAGCAUGGCAGGGGUUAGCAAGCUUAUAUGAGAAAUGUAGUCACAUAAAUGCUAAGUAUGACUUACCUAGUGUUUACCAGAAGCUCUUGGAUCUCUAUGAAAGUGUUGAUAAACAGAAGUGGUGUGAUGUGUGUAAGAAACUUGUGGAUCUGUAUUACCAAGAAAAGAAACAUGUAGAGGUGGCCGAACAUGGCACAAGUUGAUAAAGACACGGCAGGAAGAAGGUGCAGACAACCCAAGAGCUUCAUCAGCUAUGGAAGAAAUUGACUCACUUGCUGGCUGAUAGUACUGAGGAUCAGAAUAAUGAAACUCAGCAAUUGUUUUUAACUGCUUUUGAGAAUGCACUAGGCUUAUCAGAUAAGAUUCCUAGUGAAGAUCACCAGGGACUUUACAGACAUUUCAUUCAGUGUUUAUCCAAA